Molecule: messenger RNA, 4659 nt
Organism: Linum trigynum
Lineage: Eukaryota; Viridiplantae; Streptophyta; Magnoliopsida; Malpighiales; Linaceae
Source: the annotation of a GenBank genome assembly
CUCUCACCAAUCUCAACGGUUAAAUUGUUAUUUUCUAUUAAAUUGAACUUUGGGUUUGAGUUUAGAGAAUCUGGGCCUGAGUUUAUCCAAUAGAGGUAUGGUAGCAUUACCCAAACCCAAUUUAAUUUAUGGUCUAGAUAGAUAUAUCACGCUAAGAGUACAUGGAGUAUAAUAAGAGUAUAGUAGUGAUUCAUUACUUUUAUCAAUUAUUUUUUUUACAAAAGAUAAUCAAGUAUUGAACUUUUAUCAAUUAUUAGUAUAGCCCACAAUAUUCAUAUAUGUUUUAAAACUAUUAAUUACGAAAGCUUAAGAAAAAGGAUUAAGAAUAAGAUUAAACCGAAAAUAUAAAAUUUGAAACAUAUAAUAUAUAAAAACCCAAUUUUUUAUGGUCGAUGCAAAUCUCGUGCUAUUCUUUUAUAUAUGUGAAACCAUAUUGAUAGUUCAUUUAUUUAUUUUUGAAAACAAUUUAUCUUGAGAACUUUCCACCAUCUACUUUUAUCAACCUAGGAAAUAUUAUCACUCAUUGAAGUGAGAUAGUUGUGUUGAUUGCAAGAUAGAGGUUAACCAUUCGACUGGGGAUUGGUUAACAUGAAUGGUGGUUAGGGAGGAGGGUAAAGCUGUUGACCUUUGCAGUUUUUUUUUAUUUGUUUCAUCAAUAUUAGAAUGAUGAGGAAUUGAGAAUUUAGUUUUUAGUGUUUUGGUGAAAAAAUUGGAGAAAUUGACAAUUAAUUGGACUUUUGUUUUAGCUUUUAAGCAUACAAUCAGAUGAUUUAUAGUGUAAUAAAAAAAUAUGUAUUUAUGUAACGACAAUGUCUCUAAAUGUGAAUCGGAACGAAUAUCAGCUAUUAUUUUUUCGUUGUCCAAACGCAAACAACUACUAAGAUUGAUAAUUUCUCUACCAUUGUCUGUCUUGACACGCUUUUUUGAAGAAAAAAAUAUUAUUUAUUAAAAAUAAACCCAUAAUAACAUUGCUCAAUGUCUUAUAUUCUAUUCAUUUUUUAAUCAAUUUGCAGGAAAAAAAAACAUUUUUGGAAACAUGAAAAGAUUGAGAAGAAACUACAUGUUUACGGUUUAACAAAUAAAAAUCAAUGUUUCUUUUUAAAAAAUAAGAUGAUUAUAUUUUAUUGGACAAAGAAAUUUUGAAGGAGAUAGAGGAAAAUCCGGCAAAAACAAUUGACUAACUAGGGCUUCCUAGAAGAAAUAUAAACAUAAAAAAGACAACGGAAAAAGAGGGUCGCCAAAUGACCACGCAAAGCAUGCAACGAUUGACAACAGAAAACGAAACUGACACUCACCUUAUCAUGGUGCUCGUUACAUGACCAGGAUGCUGCCACAAAUGGAGUCAUCUUCAUUUUCUCUCCUCUAAAAGAACUGCAAAUGCGGGAAGACGAAGAAGAAGAAGAAGAAGAAGAAAGAUACACCUAAGCUUUGACCGACCAUGGGGAAGAAGAAAAGCACAACUAUGUUCAGUGGAAAGUACGACGAGAAAGAAAUUGAGCGUUUCUCCAUAGACGAUGGCAGCCAUUUCAGUAUCACAGGAGAAAUUCUCCCUUCUCUCGGCGCCACUCGCAGCUUUCACCGCAAUAGUGUUGGUCGAUUCGUUAUCUCCCCUUUUGAUCCUCACUACAGGACAUGGGAGGCUUUCCUUGUGUUGUUGGUUUACUACACAGCGUGGGUGUCACCGUUCGAGUUUGGCUUCCUAGUCCGCCCGAGUGGGUUGCUCACCAUCACCGACAACAUCGUCAACGCCAUUUUCUUCGUCGACAUUGUGCUGACCUUCUUCGUCGCGUAUCUUGACAAGACCUCAUACCUCAUCAUCGAUUCGAAGAAGGAGAUUGCUACGAGGUACGUCACGACUUGGUUCCUCCUCGAUCUCAUCUCCACGAUUCCAUCUGAGUUUGUUCGCGUGAUCUUGCCAAACAACCUUCAGUCCUAUGGCUACGUCAGUAUGCUCCGCCUAUGGCGUCUCCGACGAGUCAGUCGAUUGUUUGCUAGAUUGGAAAAAGAUAAGAAUUACAGCUAUUUCUGGACUCGUUGUGCAAAGCUCGUUUCUGUUACACUUUUCGUAAUUCAUAUGGCUGCAUGCAUCUUUUACCGUCUGGCUGCACAUUAUUUUAACCCCACAGAGACCUGGAUUGGAUCGGUUUGGGAAGAUUUUAAAACGGAGUCACUAUACUCUCAGUAUAUAAAGUCUUUGUAUUGGUCUAUAACAACAAUGGCUACAGUUGGAUAUGGUGACCUGCAUGCUGUGAACCCCAAUGAAAUGACGUUUGACGUGAUGUAUAUGUUGUUCAAUCUCGCGCUGACAUCCUACAUUAUUGGAAAUAUGACCAACUUGGUGGUUCAUGCAGCCACUCGCACCAGACAUUUUAGAGAUACAAUUCACGCUGCAUCAAGUUUUGCACAAAGGAAUCGUUUACCUGUUCGACUGCAAGAUCAGAUGAUUGCACACUUGACUUUAAAGUACAGAACAGAUUCAGAGGGACUGCAUCAACAAGAGGCCAUCGAUUCACUUCCCAAAGCCAUUCGUUCCAGUAUUGCAAACUAUCUAUUUUACUCACUCGUUGAUAGGGUGUACUUGUUUCGUGGCGUAUCAAAUGACUUGCUUUUCCAAUUGGUAUCAGAAAUGAAGGCAGAGUACUUUCCUCCCAAAGAAGAUGUAAUUUUACAGAACGAAGCACCCACAGAUAUGUACUUUUUGGUCUCUGGUGUUGUGGAGCAUAUUGUGCAUAAGAAUGCCAUAGAGCAGGUUGUUGGCGAGGCUAGGACUGGCGAUGUGGUUGGUGAGAUUGGAGUGCUAUGCUACAGGCCACAGUUAUUCACAGUUCGAACCAAAAGGUUAAGUCAGCUUCUACGUUUGAAUCGAACUGCCUUUUUAAAUCUUAUUCAAGCUAAUGUCGGAGAUGGGACAAUAAUAAUGAACAAUGUUCUUCAGCAUUUAAAGGAAAAUAAUGAUCCAAUCAUGCAAGAAAUUUUAUCAGAGACAGAGCACAUGUUGGCACAAGGAAGAAUGGAUUUGCCUCUUACUUUAUGUUUUGCAGCGACGAGAGGUGACGAUCUAUUGUUGCACCAUAUAUUAAAGCGUGGUUCAGACCCAAAUGAGGCUGACAAUGGUGCACGAACUGCAAUGCAUAUUGCUGCUUCAAGUGGUAAUGAACAUUGUGUAGCCUUACUUCUGGAAUAUGGAGGAGAUCCUAACAAAAAAGAUUCUGAAGGAAACGUUCCAUUGUGGGAUGCAAUGCUUGGCAAGCACGAAUCUGUAAUCAAGUUGCUUGUGGAAAAUGGUGCUACACUUUCUUCGGGUGACACAGGUCAGUUCGCAUUCACCGCGGUUGAGCAAAACGACUUGGAGUUGCUGAAUAAAAUCGUUAGUUACGGAGGAGAUGUGACAAGACAAACAAGCAGCAGCGGAACCACAGCUCUUCACGCAGCAGUAUCUGAAGGAAACAUCGACAUCGUUAAGUUCCUUCUAGACCAAGGAGCCGACAUCGAUAUGCCAGAUUCCAAUGGGUGGACGGCGAGGGCUUUGGCAGAUCAUCAAGGCCAUGACGAGAUCAAGACAUUAUUCCAAAACAGGAAAGAAGUAAUCAAGAGACCAGUUCCCACCAUUAGUCAAGCAUCAAAGCUAGGAGGUAGUAGCAGCAGCACUACUGCUGCAGUUAUUGGAAAGAAGCGAAUUGCCAAGUACGGCAGUGAACCCAUGAUAGCUCCCUACGAUCCAUCAACAACAGAUUACUCGCCACGAGCUGGCAUCAUGCCAUCUGUACCUGAAAGGACAUGGACCGAUGAUUCCAGCAGAAGAAGAAGAGUUAAUACUUUCAGGAAUUCACUUUUUGGGAUAAUGUCUGCAGCUAACACUGGUGACGGCGAUGUAAUGCCAGCUGGAGGCAGCUUUUCUGGGUUGUCAAGCUUAUCAAGUGACCCUCCAGCGCGAGUGACGAUUAGUUGUCCGGAGAAAGGUGAUGUUAAUGGGAAGUUGGUUUUGCUACCAAAGUCGCUCGAGGAAAUUUUGGAGAUUGGAGGCAAGAAGUAUGGUUUCAGCCCAUCUAAGAUCUUGAACAAAGAAGGAGCUCAAGUUGAGGAUAUAGAAUUGAUAAGAGAUGGUGACCACAUCAUUGUCGCCAGUUAAUUGAUUCCGUGAUUAGAAAUCAUUUUCUAGCUAGCUAGGAUACAGAAUUAAAGACUAAUAUUCACCUAAGCAUGGAGCUUGAUUGAUGGCAAAGAUGAUUUAUACUUUCUUAGUAACAAUAAAAAUUUGGAAGGAAUGGUAAAGCUAGCCGCCUAAGUUGUAAACAAUAAGAAGGAACAGUGAGAGGAUGAAACUAGUGAACUUCGGUUAGCUUGUUGGUGGGCCUCCAAGAAAGCAUAAUUAGAUUACACAUGUUGCAAAUUCUUAAUUGUCAUAUGUGCGUGGAGAUAGAUUUUCUAAAUUUGUCUUGUGCACAUUCAACAGUUUAUGAAUGAGACAUGCAGAAUCUAUCGACGUCAUCAACCUGGUCCAUUAGCAAAAUUCUAAGGAAAAAAUUGGAAACGUCGAAAGUAUAUAAGGUUUUGCUGGCGUACCAUAAUUUUAUUUGAAAUUUUUUCAAUGUUUUUCAGUUUCGAUUCUGAUACUCUUUGUCAUUGAUGUUUGGUUGCUAAGAAAUCAAAUAAAUUUGC